Molecule: messenger RNA, 4699 nt
Organism: Amphiprion ocellaris (clown anemonefish)
Lineage: Eukaryota; Metazoa; Chordata; Actinopteri; Pomacentridae
Product: ephrin type-A receptor 7-like
Exons: 18
Coding region: 84-3149 (1021 amino acids)
Biological process (GO): axon guidance; protein phosphorylation; cell surface receptor protein tyrosine kinase signaling pathway
Cellular component (GO): neuron projection; plasma membrane
Molecular function (GO): ATP binding; transmembrane-ephrin receptor activity; protein binding
Source: RefSeq, a predicted model, not a curated record
UCCCGCACUAGUCUGGAUACUCCGACACCGGGAGCGCCUCCGCCGCCGGACAGCGAUGCUCAGAGUCCCGCGGAGCUGCAGACAUGGAUCCCCGUCAGAUGAUUCCGCUGCUGUGGAUUUUAUUCCUGAACCAGCUGGAGGUCGGCAGCAGUGAGGAAGUUGUGUUGCUGAACUCUAAAGAGACUCAGGCGGAGCUCGGCUGGACGUCGUUUCCCCCCAACGGAUGGGAGGAGAUCAGCGGUGUGGAUGAGAAGUACAAACCCAUCCGGACCUACCAGGUGUGUAACGUCAUGGAGCCCACCCAGCAGAACAACUGGCUGCAGACCGGCUGGGUGGCGCGUCGCGGCGGCCAGCGCAUCUUCGUGGAGCUGCAGUUCACGCUGCGUGACUGCAACAGCAUCCCGGGCGUGGCGGGAACCUGCAAGGAGACCUUCAACCUGCUGUACGUGGAGUCGGACCGGGACCUAGGCGCCGUCACCCGGGAGGACCGCUACACCAAGAUCGACACCAUCGCCGCCGACGAGAGCUUCACGCAGGGCGACCUGGGCGAGAGGAAGAUGAAGCUGAACACGGAGGUGCGGGAGAUCGGACACCUGAACCGGAAGGGCUUCCACCUGGCCUUCCAGGACGUGGGCGCCUGCGUGGCCCUGGUGGCCGUCAGGGUGUACUACAAACGCUGCCUGGCCACCGUGCAGAACCUGGCCAUGUUCCCAGACACGGUAGCCGAGGCCGCCUUCGCCACGCUGGUGGAGGUCCGCGGCGCCUGCGUCAACAACUCGGAGGUGGACACCGACAGUCCUCCCAGGAUGCACUGCAGCGCCGAGGGAGAGUGGCUGGUUCCCAUCGGGAAGUGCAGCUGCAGCGCCGGGUACGAGGAGGGCCACAGCAGCUGUGAAGCGUGUCCUCUCGGCUCUUACAAGAUGUCCUCCAGGCAGCAGGAGUGUUUUCCCUGCCCGGCCAACAGCGUGGCGGAGGAGGAGGGCUCGGUGGUGUGCAUGUGUGAGGAGGACCACUUCAGGACUCCGCUGGACAACCCCUCAGCUGCCUGCACCCGACCCCCCUCCCCUCCCAGAGACCUGGUUUACACCCUGAAGCAGUCCACCCUGAUCCUGGACUGGUCGGCUCCGUCGGACUCGGGGGGCCGGAUGGACCUGACCUACAGCGUGGGGUGUCGGCGUUGCGAUGGCCGGCAGUGUGAUCCAUGCGGCGCCAGCGUCGGCUUCGUUCCCCAGCAGGCGGGGCUGACGGAGAGGACGGUGACAGUGGUCAACCUCCUCCCCAACACCAACUACAGCUUCACCGUGGAGGCCCUGAACGGGGUGUCAGAGCUGCUGCCCAACAAGAGGUUCUACACUCAGGUCAACAUGUCCACCAGCCUGCCCGCUCCAUCUCUGAUCAGUGAGCUGCGAGCCGAGAAGAUCGAGCAGAAGAGCAUCACGUUGGUUUGGAGGGAACCUUCGUACCCGAACAGCAGCCGGACUGAGUACGAAGUCAAAUACUACGAGAAGGAGCAGAAGGAUCAGAGUUAUUCCACGGUGAAAACUGCAGCGACUCGCAUCAGCAUCAACAACCUGAAACCUGGAACUACUUACGGCUUCCUGAUCCGGCCAUUCUCCACGCCAGCACCCUCCUCCUCCCUGUCUUCCUCCCAGCUCUCCUCCUCUUCAUCAUCUUCUACUUCCUCUUCGCUGUCCUCCUCUUCCUCCUCCUCGUCCUCCUCGCCGCCGCCCAUUGACUAUGGAGCAUUCAGUUCCCCCCUGGAGCUGCAGACCCUCAGCGAGCUGGCCCUGGCGUCCAGUGAACAGAGUCCAGUGGUGAUCAUCGUGGUGGUUUCUGUCGCUGCCCUCAUCAUGCUGCUGUCGAUGGGAGUCGGGCUGCUCAUCUGGAGGAGACAGUGCGGCUACAGCAAAGCUUCUCAGGAGGGAGACGAAGAACUCUACUUCCAGUUUAAGAUCCCGACUCGGAGAACCUACAUUGACCCGGAGACCUGCGAGGACCUGCUGCAGGCCGUGCACGCCUUCGCCAAGGAGCUGGACAAUUCCAGCAUCAAGAUCGAGAGGAUCAUGCACACCGGAGACUUUGGGGAGGUGUGCCGCGGCUGCCUGAAGCUGCCCAGUAAGAGGGAGCUGCCGGUGGCCAUAAAGACGCUGAGGGCCGGAUGCUCCGACAAACAGAGAAGAUCCUUCCUCAGCGAGGCUGGAAUCCUCGGACAGUUCGAUCACGCAAGCAUCAUCCGGCUGGAGGGAGUCAUCACCACCGGUAACACCAUGAUGAUCAUAGAGGAGUCCAUGUCCAAUGGAGCCCUGGACUCCUUCCUCAGGAAACACGAGGGUCAGCUGAGCGUGAUGCAGCUGAUGGACAUGCUGACCGGCGUCGCGUCGGGGAUGAAGUACCUCACCGAGAUGGGCUUCGUGCACAAACGUCUGGCUGCACACAAGGUUCUGGUGAACUCCAACCUCGUCUGUAAAGUGUCCGGAUUCAGACCGCUGCAGGAGGACAAGAUAGAGGCCGUUUACACCACCCUGCAAGGAGGGAAGAGUGUGGUUCUGUGGACCGCCCCCGAGGCCAUCCAAUACCACCGCUUCUCCUCGGCCUCCGACGUCUGGAGCUUCGGCAUCGUAAUGUGGGAGGUGAUGUCCUACGGAGAGAGGCCCUACUGGGACAUGGGCAACCAGGACGUGAUAAAGGCCAUCGAGGAUGGGUUCAGGCUGCCGGCGCCGGUAAACUGUCCUCCUCAUCUCCAUCAGCUGAUGCUGGACUGCUGGCAGAAAGACAGAACGGAGAGACCCAGCUUCAGCCAGAUCCACUCGGCCCUCAGCAAGAGCAUCCGCUCACCGGACGGCAUCGGUUCGUCCACGUUAGCGCGCAGAACUCUGAGUUCGUCCAUCUCGCUGGCUGAAAGGCCUCUGCCCUCUUUGUCUUCCUUCAGCUCGGUGGGAGAAUGGCUGGACGCCAUGGAUAUGGGCCGCUACAAGGACAACUUCACGGCUGCAGGAUACUGUUACCUGGAGUCUGUGGCUCGAAUGACCGUACAAGACGUGCUGAGUCUGGGCAUCACCUCUCUGGACCACCAGAAGCUGAUCCUGGCCGCCAUCCAGACGUUGCGAGCGCAGGUCAUCCAGAUGCAUGGCCGCGGUGUGCAGGUCUGAGCGCCGCUGCAGCUGCUGCAGAACCGACAUGUGCAUGAGGAAGACAGAUGGAGAUGAGAAGAUCUUCCAGACUGAAAGACAGCUCAUCUUUCAGCCGACUGCACUCCUCUAUUCACUCCUCAUGCCUUCCUCCACUCCUUCCUUCCUUCCAUGGCAGCGGCGUGGGAAGCAGAGAAUCGAUGUCAUGCGACUCUUAAUGCGACCUCUAUCUGCACUGUGACCUUCAGCAACUGUGUCGGCCGCUUCUGGAAGAUGAAUGAGAUGUUUCCUCUGCUUGGAAACCUGUUUUUGGGUGGAAUUUCCCUUUACAGCGACUAAAUAAACACAAUAUAUCGGCAACGACAGGAACUUCUCUCACCGGCUUCGGACCGAACAUCUUCUCUCGGAACUGCUCCACUACCGGGAUCCAGAGUCACGUCAUCUCUUUGAGGAACAUUUGUGGGUUUCUUGGAGGAAUGCGAGCUGUGAGGCCGGAGCUGUUGGAUUUAUUUAAAGAUGCUCCUGGUGGAUAAAACUGCUCUUUCAGGAAUAUCAACCUGCUUUUACCCCUUUUCUGGGGUGACAAACGGAUAAUUGUAAAGCGAAAAGGGUUGAUUUUGAUUGUCUGUUUUGCUCCUCGUAAUGUUUUGAUUCCUUCAUGCUUUGUGUUUGUUUUUCGCCACGAUCCUCCGGUUUUAUUGCUCUGUGUAGACGUCGGACCACCUCUGGAAGAUGGUCCAAUUUAGAUAUUUAUCCAUAUUUAUUUCUGUUUAUAGAUGAAGAGGAGGUCAGGAAGGUUUAUUUAACUAUUUAAAUGUGAUUAUGAACUGUGAGUGUCUACCUGAAAAGAUUAGUAGUUUGUUUUUUAGAGAUUUUUAGCGUCAGCACACAGUAUCUGUGUAUUUCUAAACACUGGAUUCAUUUUACUUUGGUGAACGUUUACGGCAUUUGUGUUGCAGAAUGUCAAAGGUUUUUUUCGUUGCUGUUGUUCAUUUUGAGUUGCUGGUUAAUCUGUGGUUCUCCCAGAAUUCUCGCUGUACAGCGAUCAGAAUCCACUUUUUCUGUCAUAUUUCACCCGCAGGCAGAAGCUGUAGACUUUCACAAUAAAUUUCCGACUGGAUUAUUGCAACUAUUUGGUUUUUAUUUUAUUUUUCCUCCGUAAACGUUCUGUCAAAUGAAAUAAACUCAUUCUGGGUGUUUUCAUGCACAUGUUAACAUAUCCGACGGUAACAUGAACCAAACAGGAAAUCGACACCACGAUGAAUGAAAACCUUGCCCUGUCUGUCGCUGUGACCGUUACAUGUUUAAUACUGUAAAUAUGUAUUUGAAAAUGCUAAAUCUAUUUUUAUAAUUUGGAGAACAACAUGUUGAAUAUAAUAUCUGCUCACUGUGUAAGGGUUUUAUUUGUUUGAAUAUAGGGCCAUGGCCUAGAAACUCUGGUGUUUGGAAUAUAAAACUGGAAAAAAAAUUUAGUCUCUUUUUGUUAGUUUUCAAUGAUUUUUACCCAUUCGAAGAAAAAUCUGAUGGCUGUUGCAAUACUGAAACAUGUUAUUAAAAAAAUCUCCAAUACA